Morus notabilis is the source of this 3808-nucleotide messenger RNA. RefSeq names its product 5'-3' exoribonuclease 3. Lineage: Eukaryota; Viridiplantae; Streptophyta; Magnoliopsida; Rosales; Moraceae. Gene Ontology annotation, biological process: nuclear-transcribed mRNA catabolic process. Bases 297 to 3554 code for a protein of 1085 amino acids. Gene Ontology annotation, cellular component: nucleus. Gene Ontology annotation, molecular function: zinc ion binding; 5'-3' RNA exonuclease activity; RNA binding. The record is from RefSeq and is a predicted model, not a curated record. The transcript has 23 exons.
AUCAAUCCACCCCCUAACUUUCCAGAAAAUCAUUCGCCGCCUCUACUCUCAUGCCCAAUUAGGCAGUGGCAAAACCGUCCCUUGGAAAAUAUCUUGCCCUAGUUCGCCGUCAAACAAGCAAAUUCCAAACAAAAAGUAGCUGCGCGCGGUUUGUUCUCUCGCAUUUCUUUUCUUCUUCACUCUCUAAUCUCCCUCCAAAAGAGUUUCAGAUUUCGGAUUGGGGCUUCGAUUUUCUCUGCUCUUCCCGCGCUUUCUCGCCGAGAUCCGACUGCCCCGUGAGCUCGGAGCGAUUCGCCAUGGGAGUUCCGGCUUUCUACCGGUGGUUGGCGGAGAAGUAUCCGCUGGUGGUGGUCGAUGUGGUUGAAGAAGAGCCGGUCGUGAUCGAUGACGUCUCCAUUCCGGUCGACACCAGUAAACCUAACCCUAACGGCCUCGAAUUCGAUAAUCUCUAUCUCGACAUGAAUGGAAUCAUUCAUCCAUGUUUUCACCCCGAGGAUAGGCCCUCUCCGACAAGUUUUGAUGAGGUUUUUCAAUGCAUGUUUGAUUACAUUGACAGACUAUUUGUCAUGGUACGGCCUCGAAAGCUGCUGUACAUGGCUAUUGAUGGUGUUGCCCCAAGGGCAAAAAUGAAUCAACAACGGUCUAGACGUUUUAGAGCAGCAAAAGAUGCAGCAGAUGCGGCAGCCGAAGAGGAACGUCUGCGCGGGGAGUUUGAAAGGGAGGGCAGAAAGCUUCCUCCUAAACAAGAGUCACAAGUUUUUGAUUCCAAUGUUAUCACGCCUGGAACAGAAUUUAUGGCUGUAUUGUCUGUUGCAUUGCAGUACUACAUUCAUCUUAGAUUAAACAAUGACCCUGGAUGGAAAAAUAUUAAGGUUAUCCUUUCUGAUGCAAAUGUACCGGGUGAAGGGGAACAUAAGAUUAUGUCUUACAUUCGACUUCAAAGAAAUCUUCCUGGUUAUGAUCCAAAUACACGCCAUUGCCUGUAUGGUUUGGAUGCUGAUUUAAUUAUGUUGGGUUUGGCUACUCAUGAAAUUCAUUUUUCAAUACUGCGAGAGAUUGUUUUCACCCCUGGACAGCAAGACAAAUGCUUCCUAUGUGGGCAAAUGGGUCAUUUAGCAGCGGAUUGUGAAGGAAAGGCAAAGAGGAAGUCUGGGGAGUUUGAUGAGAAAGGUGAUAAUGUUGUUGUCAAGAAACCAUACCAGUUUCUCAAUAUUUGGACUCUCAGAGAGUAUUUGGAUUAUGAGAUGAGAAUUCCAAAUCCUCCAUUUGAGAUUGAUUUGGAGUGCAUUGUGGAUGAUUUUAUUUUUAUGUGUUUCUUUGUGGGAAAUGAUUUCUUACCACAUAUGCCCACACUAGAGAUUCGUGAGGGUGCAAUCAACUUGCUUUUGGCAGUAUACAAGAAAGAAUUUAGGGCAAUGGGUGGUUAUCUGACCGACUCGUGGAAGCCAAAUUUGGAUUGUGUGGAGCAUUUCAUUCAGGCAGUUGGAUCUUAUGAAGAUAAAAUAUUCCAGAAAAGGGCUCGAUUGCAUCAGCGCCAGGCAGAGAGAAUAAAGCGUGAAAAGGCACAAGCAAGGAGAGGAGAUGAUGCUGAGCCUCAAGUUCAACCAGAUCUUGUUCCAGUUUCUCAGUUUCGUGGUUCUCGUCUUGCUUCAGGUUCUUCUCCUUCGCCAUAUCAACAAUCAGGAUCUAGAAAUGAACAUCGAGUCGGACGUGCACACAAAGUUGCUCGUUCAUCCUCUGCUGCUACUGUUGGUGCUGCUAUUGUUGAAGCUGAGAACAGUCUUGAAGUGGAAGUUCAGGAAAAUAAGGAAGAAUUGAAAGCAAAGCUCAAGGAGAUAAUUCGUGGGAAGUCUGAUGUUUUUAACUCUAAAAAUGCCGAUGAUGACAAGGUUAAAUUGGGAGAACCGGGGUGGAAAGACAGAUAUUAUGAAGAAAAAUUUUCUGCAAAAACUCCUGAGGAACGUGAAGCAGUACGGAAGGAUGUUGUCCUGAGAUACACAGAAGGCCUAUGUUGGGUUAUGCACUACUAUUACGAAGGGGUUUGUUCCUGGCAGUGGUUUUACCCAUAUCACUAUGCACCAUUUGCUUCUGAUCUUAAGGAUCUUGUUCAGCUGGAUAUAAAGUUUGAGUUAGGCUCUCCCUUCAAACCGUUCAAUCAGCUCUUGGGAGUUUUCCCAGCUGCAAGUGCCCAUGCUCUUCCAGAGCCUUAUAGGAAGUUGAUGACAGAUGCAAACUCGCCUAUCAUUGAUUUUUAUCCAACUGAUUUUGAAGUAGAUAUGAACGGGAAAAGAUACUCUUGGCAGGGUAUUGCAAAGUUGCCUUUUAUUGAUGAACCUCGCCUUCUUGCGGUGGUUGCCGAAACUGAGCAUACAUUGACGGCAGAGGAAGUCCGGAGAAACAGCAUCAUGUGUGACAUGCUGUUUGUGGCAUCGUCUCAUCCUCUCUCUGUAUCUAUAUAUUCUCUUGACGAUCGUUGUAAGCAGUUGUCUAACAGUGAAAGAGCUGAAAUUAAGGAACGAAUUGAUCCGCAAAUCAGGGCUGCGUGCAGUGAUGGGAUGAAUGGAUAUCUAUCUCCAUGCGGUGGAGAACCUUGUCCACCUGUAUUUCGGUCCCCUGUUUCUGGAAUGGAAGAUAUUAUGGACAACCAAGUGAUAUGUGCUAUAUACAGGCUUCCGGAUGCACAUAAGCACAUAACCCGACCACUUGCAGGUGUUAAAUUUCCAAAGAAGAUUGUGACGUUGGGGGAUCUCAAAACUGAUCCUGUGUUGUGGCAUGAAGAUUCUGGGAGAAGGCAUUUCGAAAAUGGAAGGCAAAACCAUUCUAGAGAUCUUUCUGGCCGGCACCUUGGGGAAGCAGCGACUCGGCUGGUUGUUAAUAGCUUACAAGUGAAGGCUGACCGUAACGGGUACUGCAAUCCAAUGCAUGUUCACCCACCACCUUAUCCUGGAGCUCAGCAUACUCAGUUCCAGUCAUCUUACGGAAAUCAGAGGUUCCAUGACCAGGGACAUCAUAGAAUGCCGCCGCGUGGAACUUUUCACCCUCCUGAAGUUCAAUUUCAAUCAUCAAAUCAGAGUUACGGUGAUCGUGGAUACAACGAACGACACAAUUAUAGCGAUAGACAUGCUUCAUCAGCUCAUCGGCAUCCUCACAAUGGGUCUCAAUCUAACUACUAUGAUAGAAGUAAUCAAAUGCCUUCACAGCACUCCCAUUCAACGAAUUCUAGGCACCCACAAUACCAGUCAGGAAGUCAUCACAAUGUUGGACCCAUGUACCCUCGGGGACCCAUCGGACAAACUCCACUAGGGUAUGGUGCCGAUCCUUAUCAGAGUGGUUACAACCAGUAUCAGAGCUACCAGCCAUCAGGAGCCACUGGUCAUCAGUGGAGGGGUAGUGGCAGUGGCGGCAGCCCCGGCUGGCUUUCCCAGCCACAAGGCGGCCAAAAUGUCGAGAGGGGUUAUGGGCAUCCCCAUCAAGCGGGAAACCAAUAUUCUGCAUUAGACAGGAGAGCUAAUAGGAGGCCGCCCCCUCCCCAACCUGGGUAUGACUGCAACUAGAAUCGUCAAUCGUGUAGUUUUCAGAGGUUGUUAUGGUUUCCAAGAUAAUGAUGUUGUACUAUAUCCAUUCUUGUUGGUUAAUUUAAUUCUAUUUUUAGAUUCCUUUUUCUUGGAUUGGAGGUUGUUUAGUAAGACAUUCUCAUUGUUGGUUCCCUUGUCAUAUAGUAUAAGCUAUGACCAAAAUUUCCAUGAUAUCAGGGUAGGGGAUUAAGCAACUUUAGCGUCAGAGAAGCAAUUUCACAAGAUGAUUGAAA